Molecule: messenger RNA, 1308 nt
Organism: Lutra lutra (Eurasian river otter)
Lineage: Eukaryota; Metazoa; Chordata; Mammalia; Carnivora; Mustelidae
Product: translation initiation factor IF-2-like
Exons: 2
Coding region: 1-900 (299 amino acids)
Source: RefSeq, a predicted model, not a curated record
AUGAGCAGGAAAGGCCCGCAGCCCGGGAGACAGCGCCCGAGGGAUGGAGGCCUCUUUCGGCUGCGCACGGGCGCUGGGGGCUCCGGCAGCGCAGACCCCGCGGGGUCUGGAAAAGGGGCCCUCACCAGACCCCAAUCCUUGGACCGCCAGGUUACACCUUCACUGCUCAUAGGGGCAACAUCCAGCCCUCUCCUCCCCCCCGCCCCCCCCAAAAUACCCCAACAUCGCUCCCCACCGCCAGCAGCGCGUGACCCCAACCCCGACCCCACCGCGACGGCGCCCUCUCCAGGCCGCGGUGUAGGACACCAGGCAGGCGGCCAGCCCGAGUGGCAGCAGCGGCUAAGGGCAGCGCGGUCCCAGGGGAGGGCGGCAGCUGGGCCGCGGCCUGUCCGCAGGGCCAGCGGGCACAGGGCCGCGAAUGGGGCGGGCGGACGCGGGCGGGCCUGGCCCGAGAGCGGGGACCGCGGAGGGCCCGAGUGCGCGCCGGCGACGGGGAGGGGGCGGCGGGCGCGGCGUCCGCGGCGGGGCCCGGGAGCCCCGCGGCGGGACACAGAGCCGCGGGCCGGCCUUGAUUCUCGGCCGCGAGGUGCGGGAACCGGUCUGCCGGGGCGGGCAGCGGCGCUAGACGGCCGGGGCAGCGACGCCGCCGCCUUUCCCUUCUCCUGCCCGGGUCCCUGCUCCCCCGCGACCUCCUCCUCGCUGGGUCCCCGCCGCCGCCGCCGCCGCCUCAGCCUCGGCGCUUCUCGAGCUUCUCCUCUCCAUCAAGGCCGGGCCGACCCGCAGGGACCAUCCCGGAAAGUGAGGGGUUGUUGCCGUUUCCCGCAGCUGUUGGUGGCCAUCUUUAAUCCUCCUCCUCCUCCUCCUCCUGCUUUCUCCACCUCCCGCUGGCUGCCUGACUGACUGACUCUGGAUCCUCCUCUUUCUCCUCCUGCUCCUCCUACUGAGCCGGCCGCAGAAAUUGCAGCCACUCUUCCUCUCUCCCCCUCCUGCCUUUCCUUCCUCUUUCCUACUUCCUUCCCUUCCCCCGGCUUCCCGCGUUCCCCCUCACUCUUACUGGCCGCCUUCACCCUCUAACGCCGGCGGCGGCCGCUGGGUUCUCUCAGCGGGAGUUCGGCCCCGUUUUCACUCUUGCCCCUCUCCCCACUUCCCUGCCAGACGCACACACCCCGGCUUCCUUCCCCUCGCCCUGCACUCAGCUGCUCCCGUUUUCCUCUCCCAACUCACUGCCCCUCUCCCGUGGUUCUCACCCUCCUCAGUUCCAAUUUCUCAAAGACUCAGCUGUGAACGGAUAGCUGGGUCCUGCUCUCC